AUUUGUCAGGUAACCAUGCAUAAAGGAUUGAGUUCUGUUUUCCAUUGGUUCUACCAAAGAUUCCAUGUGUUACUUCUUCACCUCAGCUCUCAUAUAUAACUACCUCUCUAAGGAGGCUUUGCACUGAACAGAUAUGUGCAGUGAAGAAACAAGCUACAAAAACUCCACAAGUUGACUCAUAAAUAGAGAGAGAGAGAGGUUCACUUAUAUUUAUAUAUUAAUACUAUCAAGUCUUAUACUACUCUUGCAAGUAGAGCAUUAUCGAGUUUCACCUUUCAGAGGUAGCAAAGUGAUAGGUUGAAUGUACUCUCCUCAUCUGCAACAUCAAGGAAAGAACAUUCAUUCUUCUUCCAGAAUGCCAAUCCCUUCUGAGAGACACAUGUUCCUUCACACUGGAAAUGGAUCUGGUGACUCUGGUCUUGUUCUCUCGACUGAUGCUAAGCCUAGAUUGAAAUGGACACCUGAUCUUCAUGCCAGGUUCAUAGAAGCUGUGCAGCAGUUAGGAGGAGCUGACAAGGCAACUCCCAAAACGGUAAUGAAACUCAUGGGGAUUUCAGGCCUUACUUUGUAUCAUCUGAAGAGCCACCUUCAGAAGUACAGAUUGAGCAAGAGUCUGCAUGGACAAAGUAAUAACGUGACACACAAAAUCUCCAUAAACCCAGGUGCAGCAACGGAUGAAAGACUCAGAGAAAACAAUGGAACUCAUGUGAACAAUUUAAACCUUGCCCCUCAGUCUAAUAACAAAGAUUUACACAUCAGUGAGGCACUGCAGAUGCAAAUAGAGGUUCAAAGAAGACUAAAUGAGCAACUUGAGGUGCAAAGACUUCUGCAGCUCCGGAUAGAAGCUCAAGGAAAAUACCUUCAAGCUGUGCUGGAGAAGGCUCAGGAAACACUUGGCAGACAAAAUCUGGGAGUAGUAGGACUUGAAGCUGCAAAACUUCAACUUUCAGAUUUAGUGUCAAAAGUGUCUUCUCAGUGUCUGAAUUCAGCAUUUUUAGAGCUGAAAGAGUUACAAGGAUUUAGCCCUCACCAAACACAAACCAACCAGCCAAAUGACUGUUCUAUGGACAGUUGCCUCACAUCCUGUGAAGUGUCACAGAAAGAGCAAGAGAUACAAAACGGAGGAAUGAGCUUAAGACCCUUCAAUGUCCACACAUUCAUGGAACGAAAGGAGGUCAUAGAGGGUCCUAAUCUGAACAACCUACCAAGCACUGACCUCAAAUGGUGUGAUCCAGUGAAGAACACCUUCCUUACCCCAUUGAGCAGAAGAAGUCCAAGCAACUUGUCUAUGAGCAUUGGACUUGAAGGAGAAACUGAGAAUGGAAGCACCAUUAGGAAAGAAUCAGUGAAACCAGUGGCUGAGAAAGUUUCUCAAGAUUAUGGAUUGCCUUCAUUCUUUGCUGCACCAAAACUGGACCUAGCCACUGAAGAUAAGAACACUAGAACUAGUUGUAAAGAACUGGACUUGAAUGGAUUCAGUUGGAACUAAGAGAAUGGAAAAUCCAAUUUGUGGCAGGAACAAUGUAACUGAUCCUGUAAACAAUUUAAUCUAUCAGCUGAUGUUUCUUUCAGAUUAAAGGGUCAUUGGCCUGAAAAGAAUUAAUUUUAGCAGAAUGCAAACAUGCAUCUGACAAAAAUCUACCAUAAAUUUGUAAGCAGUAAUCAUAAUGGACAUAUAUAAGUAUGGUUUUAUUCUA
Messenger RNA from Vigna unguiculata (cowpea), 1697 nucleotides. Its product is annotated as myb-related protein 2-like. Lineage: Eukaryota; Viridiplantae; Streptophyta; Magnoliopsida; Fabales; Fabaceae. The record is from RefSeq and is a predicted model, not a curated record. Gene Ontology annotation, molecular function: DNA-binding transcription factor activity; DNA binding.